AUGAAAACUGUUCACCAUUUUACCCUGCUACUAGUUGCUCUCGCAGCUCCGUCCCAAGUCUUCGCCGCGCACCGUCCCUCCAACUUGGGUUCCCCUUACUACAAUCCUCCAAACGGUCAACCAAAUGGUGGCUGGACACCUCAUGGCUGGAGCCCCUCCUCAACAACAACAACUACCUCAACCCCAACCACAUCGACGACCACGACCACAUCAUCCGCCACCGCCAUCGCUGCCGCCACCGCGACCGGCACCUCCUCCGGCGACUCCAGCUGUGACGGCUUCGCUCUCAACUUCUCAGGCGAUCUCAGCUACGAUUAUUGGCUCGGCGGAUCCUUUGGAAACGAAACCGGCAGCCUGAGCGACACGAGCAGUUUCUGCUUCCCGAACGGAAACUCGGGUGGCAGGGUCAACAUCGGCCAAUUUCCCGACCCUGGCGACGGGGCAAUGUUGACCGGCAACAGCCUCGUAGAAUGCGACCCGGUGACCGCCGGCACUCCGGGUUGCGACGUCUCUUACGUCGACGGCUUCUCGGUCGGCAUCACCUGCACCAUGGCCAACGGCGCCAACUUCCUCGGCGCCCCCGGCCCCAUCGGCUGCGCGUCCAACAUCCUCGCCGCCUGCCCCUCCGACCAGCAAGACUCCACCUACAACGUCUGCGGCAACCCGGGCUUCGACUCCGACGCCGCGGUCACGGACCCGUGGACGGACUGUCUGGGCACCCCGACCAGCGGGGCGAUCGUGUGGCCGGACGGAGACGGGUAUUUCUAUCUCGAUCCCGACUUGUUCCCCGUCGAGUGUACGGUUCACGGCGCGGGGACGGUGGGGAAGAGGGCGGUGGAUGGAUUACCCGUUGCCGGGAGAGGUGCGGGGGAUGUCGCCGUUCGAGCGAGGGAUGGCGCGCGUGGGCAUGCGCGUAAGCAUGCUGAGGCUCAUGUUGAACGGUCGAGGAGAUCGGGUGGGCAUGCGAGGGGGUUGAUGGAUGUGACUGGUGAAACGAAGCUUUGA
Messenger RNA from Letharia columbiana, 1005 nucleotides. RefSeq lists its product as uncharacterized. The record is from RefSeq and is a predicted model, not a curated record. The coding region runs from base 1 to 1005 and encodes 334 amino acids. Lineage: Eukaryota; Fungi; Ascomycota; Lecanoromycetes; Lecanorales; Parmeliaceae. The transcript has 2 exons.